AUGCUGGAGAUCAAACCCAGUGUUGAUAAAUCAGAUGAUGAAGAUGAUGAGGAUUUAACAGUGAACAAAACUUGGGUCUUGGCACCAAAGAUUCAUGAAGGAGACAUAACACAAAUUCUCAACUCAUUGCUUCAAGGCUAUGACAAUAAACUUCGUCCAGAUAUAGGAAUGAGACCUACGAUAAUUGAAACUGAUGUUUAUGUUAACAGCAUUGGCCCAGUUGAUCCCAUAAAUAUGGAAUAUACAAUAGAUAUAAUUUUUGCCCAAACUUGGUUUGAUAGUCGUUUAAGAUUCAACAGUACCAUGAAAGUGUUUAUGCUUAACAGUAAUAUGGUUGGAAAAAUUUGGAUUCCUGACACUUUCUUCAGAAACUCAAGAAAAUCAGAUGCUCAUUGGAUUACCACUCCUAAUCGUCUCCUUCGAAUUUGGAAUAAUGGACGAGUACUCUAUACGCUCAGAUUGACAAUUAAUGCAGAAUGUUACCUUCAGCUUCAUAACUUUCCUAUGGAUGAACAUUCCUGUCCACUGGAAUUUUCAAGCUAUGGAUACCCUAAAAAUGAAAUUCAAUAUAGGUGGAAAAGACCUUCUGUAGAAGUAGCUGAUCCUAAAUACUGGAGAUUAUAUCAGUUUGCAUUUGUAUGUUUACGUAACUCAACUGAAAUCUCUCACACAAUCUCUGGAGACUAUGUUAUUAUGACAAUAUUUUUUGACCUGAGCAGACGAAUGGGAUAUUACCAGACUUAUAUUACAUGUAUUCUGACAGUUGUUCUUUCAUGGGUAUCGUUUUGGAUCAAUAAAGAUGCAGUGCCUGCAAGAACAUCACUUGGUAUUACUACAGUUCUGACUAUGACAACUCUGAGUACCAUAGCUAGGAAGUCCUUACCCAAGGUCUCUUAUGUGACAGCGAUGGAUCUUUUUGUUUCUGUUUGUUUCAUUUUUGUUUUUGCAGCCUUGAUGAAAUAUGGCGCCUUGCAUUACUUUACCAGCAACAAAAAAGGAAAUAUGCUCAAAGACAGGAAACUAAAAUCCAAGGCCUCAGUGACCCCAGGACUUCAUCCUGGAUCCACUCUGAUUCCAAUGAAUAGCAUUUCUAUGCCACAAGGAGAAGAUGAGUACGGAUACCAGUGUUUGGAGGGCAAAGAUUGCGCCAGCUUCUUCUGUUGCUUUGAGGACUGUAGAACAGGGUCUUGGAGGGAAGGAAGGCUCCACAUUCGCAUUGCCAAAGUUGAUUCCUAUUCAAGAAUAUUUUUCCCAACAGCCUUUGCCCUGUUUAAUUUGGUUUAUUGGGUUGGCUAUCUUUAUCUAUAAUUUCUACUUGUUUGGCAAAAGCUAUAAAAAUUCCGAUUAAAUUUAGUGUAACCAACUAAACUUCAGUGAUAUGAAGAUUAAA
Messenger RNA from Suncus etruscus (white-toothed pygmy shrew), 1390 nucleotides. Its product is annotated as gamma-aminobutyric acid receptor subunit gamma-1-like. The record is from RefSeq and is a predicted model, not a curated record. Gene Ontology annotation, molecular function: inhibitory extracellular ligand-gated monoatomic ion channel activity; GABA-gated chloride ion channel activity; benzodiazepine receptor activity. Gene Ontology annotation, cellular component: postsynapse; neuron projection; GABA-A receptor complex. Gene Ontology annotation, biological process: nervous system process; chloride transport; signal transduction. Lineage: Eukaryota; Metazoa; Chordata; Mammalia; Eulipotyphla; Soricidae.